AUGAAUCUUGAGGGAGAACGUGACAUUUCGGAACAAAUCCAAAAUUUUAUAAACGGCGAGUUCGUGCCUCCAGAGGAUGGAAGAUUCGCUGACACUUUGAAUCCAAGUACAGGGGAAGUGUUAUGCAAAUACCCAGUCUCGACUGUGAAGGAUGUAGAAAGAGCUAUAGACGCCGCCAGGUCUGCAUUUUAUUCAUGGUCUAAAGUAUGUAAGAAUGAGAGAGCAAAGAUUUUAAAUCAAGUGGCGAAGUUAUUGGGGAAAAGGUCUGAGGCUUUCAUUCGCGCCGAGAUUAUGGACCAGGGUAGAGCAAUCCAUGGUGUAAGCAAGGAAGACAACGACAUUACCAGAGAGGUUCUCAAUAUUAAAUAUUUUACUGCGCAAGCCGUUGCUACUGUGGAAUCAGCAACACAAUCACAAGGUUCCGUCAGCUAUAGUACGCGGUAUCCUCUUGGUGUGGUUGGUAUAAUUACUUCUUGGGCUUCUCCUCUACAUUCGAUUUUAUGGCAUGCAAUCCCAGCACUGGCCAGCGGCAACUGUGUGGUUAUAAAGCCUUCAUCUUUGGCUCCUGUUGAAGUCCAUUUGCUGGCCAAAACAUUCAGCGAUGCAGGGAUUCCAAGGGGCGUCGUGAACGUAGUCUAUGGCAAAGGUGACGUGCUUGGUAGAGCCAUGGCUGCGCAUCCAACUGUGAAAGCGUUGGCAUUGGCAGGAAGCGAGAGGACUGCAUCUGCCAUACUUGCUGUAAGUCAGCUUCUUUAUACAAAAAAGUUCAUGUUUCGCUUAGGAAACUGUCAUCCGAUGAUCGUCUUCGACGACGCUAAUUUAGAGGAAGUUCUCCCAGUUGCAAUCAGAGGAAGUUUUCUCCGCAACGAGGGCCAAAACGUCCACUCUAUCAACCGCAUUUUCGUUCACGCAUCCAUCUUGCAAACAUUUACUGAAAGAUUCAUCAGAGUGGUACAGAGGUUGAAGAUUGGCAGUGCACAUGAGACAGGGAUACAGGUUGGUCCUUUAAUCAGCAAGGAACAUCGCCAGAAGAUCAUAGGUCUUAUUCAAGGCGCAGUGAACGAUGGAGCAGAGCUUCUGUGGGGCGGGAAAAUUCCAAAACUUGACAGCAAGUUAGCCAAAGGUUUCUUCCUGGAGCCCACGGUACUUGGAGGUUUCCAAAGUUCAACCAUUAGUACUAUAAACACCCUGGAGGUUCAAGGCCCAGUGGUAAGAAUCAUACCGUUUCGUACUGCAAACGAGGCUAUAGUAGGAGCAAACGGAACAAUGUAUGGCUUAUCAGCCUCGGUCUGGUGCAAAGAUGUUAAAGUAGCUCACAGUAUUGCAGACCAGUUAAAUGUCGGCUCUGUAUGGAUUAACAGCUGGCUUCCAAACGAACCCAACAUGCCUCACGAAUCCUGGAAGCAGAGUGGACUGGGGCGAACAGGCGGGGCUUACUCCAUAGAUUUCUAUACCGAAUUGAAAACUGUUAGCAUAACAUUUUGAAUCACUGCAGCUACAUCUCGUCAUAUCGUGCCAAGUUUUUCGUCAUGUUUAUUAUCAAAAAACAUUCCAUAUGUUAGGAUCGAAAAACCCCUUGAAUAACCUGCCACAAAUUUCCGAUUUCCUUAUCAAGGUAGCGCUUUAUAUAAAACAACAUUUCUUCUUCCUCUACGUUUGUUUCUGACAGUUUGAUAGAGCAAUUUUCAAUUACGUGUCGAAAGUAUUCCGAGAUUGUGUUCGUUUUGCUUAAUUUUCACUAUGAUUGGCUCAGAAAACUCGCGCGAUCCUUUCGACCAAUCAGAUGCAAAACUAAAAACAAUCGCGACUUUGUCAUUCGCGUUUUUUUUCCCGCGCUUCGAGUUCUCAUUGGCUGAUAAUGAUGUAAACCUUUGCUUUGAUUGCUCGCUGUGAUUAUUACCGAUCAACUUGGUUUUGUUUUUUUCGACACAGUCAAAAAGUGCUCUAUCGGUGCGAUCGUGGCUAGUCAACGCUUUUAAAGCGUUAAAAGUUUAUUAUGUCACUGAAGAAAAGAAAACAGCUGGAAAAAUUGAUAUCAUAUAUCAAUUUCAGCAAUGAGAUAAAACACAAAUUGAAUGUAAGCCGAAGUUUAACUUGCCAUCUUAUCAUUAGUUUAAACAUGAGCUGUAAGAGAUAACUUGAUGAAAUGAUGCUCCUGAAAUUUGAUGGUAUCUUGCUUUGACACGCUGCAGCUGUCAUGACGUCUUCUCUUACGUAAUCAUGUAUCUCGAAACACAGAUCCAAUGCAUAACGUGCAUGUCUGUCCUUACGUAAUCACUCAAUGUAGCUUGUACCAAAGAGCCAUUGAGAAUGAAAUCAAUGGCUAUAGCAGUAAACGCUUCUUAGUUAGUUAGUUUUUCAUGCUGUAUUUUACCGUAAGCAGGGACCUUUUUUGCAAGGGCCGGAGUUAGAUAUACCAUUCAAUUACCACCGAGUACAGCAAAACGAAAAUAUUCAAAAAUGAUCCCUUUUGAUCAUAUAGGACCGAAAAAACACACAUUUCAUGUUCAUCACUUGUCCUUGACGGCACGAGGAUACCGUGCGUGAUCUCCUUCCUUCAUUGUAUCCUUAGCAUUGCUCAGUCAUGACGGUUGACAUUUGUUUGAGUAAAUCAUCCAUAUCUUCAAAGUGCUACAGGCUUAGCAAGGUUCAUAUUCGUAGCACGGAUGUUUGUGUCAAGUGUUGAUUUGACAUUUAUUACAAGUACAAUUGAAAUCGUAUAUUUGCCGGUUCUGCUUUGUGAAACGUUUUUUUAAGUCACAUAAACGGAGAACGUAAAUCUGAUUCUAAGAAACCCUUCCAGUUUCUCAAAUAUAUUUCUUCACGGCUGCAAAGCUCAACCUUAAGACUGUUUUUUGCAAUUUGACAUUUUCUUUUUUUAUUCCUAAAAGUGAAUUCGUCUGAAGAGGAAAUGAAUUUGUCAAACUCACAUUUCUCAAUUCUUUAAAGUUGAGCGGGUAAUUUCAAGAAUAUUUGUCGUUGUAGUCCGGAACAAAUUCAGACAUUAUCCGCGCAAGACCUCGCACGAUAAUGAAACUUCCGUUAAAGGCUUGUGAUUUACUGAGUCUUCUACUGAGCACAGACAAAUUUGUUAGAGCAUUCGCAGCACAAAGACUACAUAUUUAGUCCAACUUCCGUGCAAUUUAAUACCCGUAACAUAUACAUAACAUUGAAAUUUUUUAAAACGGGAAUUGGAGCGUAGCAACACACCAAAGUAAGAGCUCGUCUGCCGACAGCAUUUUUUUUAGUAAGGUGCCCAAUUCUUAGUUUGUUUUCAACUUAAAUAUCAUCGCUUGAAGUAAAAGAUCCAUACUUCAAAAAGCGUUUUUGAAUUAAGUAAAAUUGAUUGUAGAUAUUUUCUGACAUUUCUUAAAGAUAAGUAGACAAACACUUGUCGUUGAAUCAGACAUUUUUCCUUAUUCUUGAUGAAAUCAUUCCGUCAUGGGUCUAACUUCUUUCAGUUUUUCAUGUACGUUAUAUGAUCACUGUUGUAAUGACUUGAAUUGAUUAGAAGCGCACAACUUUGAUAAAAGAGACUUGUUGACUCAAGCUUAAUCAUGUUUAUAACAUCAAUUUCAAUCUCAAAUCCUCCAUAGCUAUUGGUCGAGGGUUCUCUACACUUGACAUCUUCAUCGUAAAGUUUAGCGACAUGCCCAUGUUAAUUUUAAGCAAUAUCCGUUUGUUUACAAAAUGUAGACAUUUACAAAA
Pocillopora verrucosa is the source of this 3708-nucleotide messenger RNA. The record is from RefSeq and is a predicted model, not a curated record. NCBI's taxonomy places the organism in Eukaryota, Metazoa, Cnidaria, Anthozoa, Scleractinia, Pocilloporidae.